Amoebophrya sp. A25 is the source of this 493-nucleotide messenger RNA. The record is from the annotation of a GenBank genome assembly. Lineage: Eukaryota; Dinophyceae; Syndiniales; Amoebophryaceae.
UUGCUGGCGAUGGUGCUGGGUUCUGAGACAUUGGAGGACUUGAUGUUAGGUUCUGACACAUAAUUGAAGGACUCGACGCUGGGCUCUGAGCCGUGGGAGGCCUGAGACCUCGGUGAGACGCGGUACUGAAAUUGUAACGUAGGGUUUGGAAAUUGAAAUAGUGAAGAAAGAGAAAAUCUGACACCCAUGCUCACGUUGAAAGAAGAUUAGAAGUUGCUACAUAUUAGCAGAUCUAGUUCUUCUGGAAUUACAGUUGUAAUCUCUUUACCAGGAGUGCAGCUGCAGAUAUCUUUCCUCGCUUCUACUUUAAAUCAUCGAUCCGUAUAACUAUAAAUCUUCCACCAGGUCGUCCAGGGUCAGCCUUGCGAUCACUUGCGACCACCUUAUGCUUUUUGGAUGGGUUCUUUUAGUCUUUCUCUGGGAUCGCGAGGUUAGGAUAAAGAGGAAUUGCGCCGGCCAAUCAGCCUCGCGGAAUAAGAGUGGUCAUCGAUGA